Molecule: messenger RNA, 912 nt
Organism: Zymoseptoria tritici IPO323
Lineage: Eukaryota; Fungi; Ascomycota; Dothideomycetes; Mycosphaerellales; Mycosphaerellaceae
Exons: 1
Coding region: 1-912 (303 amino acids)
Biological process (GO): iron-sulfur cluster assembly
Cellular component (GO): cytosol
Molecular function (GO): ATP-dependent FeS chaperone activity; ATP binding; 4 iron, 4 sulfur cluster binding
Source: RefSeq, a predicted model, not a curated record
AUGUCGCUCCAGGAUAUCAAGCAUAUUGUCCUGGUCCUCUCCGGCAAGGGAGGCGUUGGCAAGUCCAGCGUCACCACCCAGCUCGCCCUCUCUCUCACUCUCCAAGGACAUUCUGUCGGCAUCCUCGAUGUGGACUUGACCGGACCCUCAAUACCACGCUUUCUCGGGAUUGAGAACUCGAAAGUCACACAAGCACCAGGAGGAUGGUUACCUGUCCCAAUCCACGAGGCGAACACCUCCACUACCGAUUCAAGCAAGAAAACCGGUCAACUCCGAGCGAUGUCCUUAGGUUUCAUGCUCGCAAACCGUGGCGAUGCAGUCGUGUGGCGGGGACCAAAGAAAACUGCCAUGGUCCGGCAAUUUCUCACGGACGUUCAGUGGGGAGCGAUGGACUAUCUUCUCAUUGAUACGCCGCCGGGAACUAGUGAUGAGCACAUCUCACUCGUGGAGACCUUGUUGAAGUCCGCGACGUCCGAACAGAUGGCGGGAGCUGUCAUUGUUACGACUCCACAGGCGAUCAGUGUCAGCGAUGUCAAGAAGGAGAUCAACUUCUGCCGCAAAGUUGGCGUUGGCAUCCUCGGCGUGAUCGAGAACAUGGCCGGAUUCGUCUGCCCGAACUGCUCUGAGUGCACGAAUGUCUUUUCGAAAGGAGGUGGGCAGGCGAUGGCGACGGAGUUCGAGGUACCGUUCCUUGGAAGUGUGCCUAUCGACCCCAUGUUCAUUCGGCUUAUUGAGGAGGGCAAGCGCCCCAGCUAUCCCGAGGGCACGAUCAUCGAAGGCCGCGACAUGCAACAAUCACAGCCGGAUGAAGGGAGCAAGGAAGGAUCCUUGGUGGAGAAAUACGCGGCUUGCUCACUGUUCCCACUUUUCGAGGGAUUUACGACGCAGCUCACGACUGUUAUCGAACGAUGA